Dacryopinax primogenitus is the source of this 729-nucleotide messenger RNA. Its product is annotated as thioredoxin-like protein. The record is from RefSeq and is a predicted model, not a curated record. Gene Ontology annotation, cellular component: cytoplasm. Gene Ontology annotation, biological process: protein folding. The transcript has 4 exons. Bases 1 to 729 code for a protein of 242 amino acids. NCBI's taxonomy places the organism in Eukaryota, Fungi, Basidiomycota, Dacrymycetes, Dacrymycetales, Dacrymycetaceae.
AUGGCUCUCAAUCCGGACGAAGAUACAGAGUUUAACGACGCCCUCCGGAAACAUGGGAUCCUUCCGCCCAAAGCCGCUCCCGAACGCUCUCCUUCCCCCGAAGCAGGGCCCACACUCUCCGACCAGCUCGCGCAGGCAGACCUCGAUGAGCUAGAAGAGCUCGCAGACGAGGAGAAUGACAGUGACACAGAACGAUUUAUGCGGCAGUAUCAGAGGCAGAAGGUGGCUGAGCUCCGUCGUGAGGCUGGGGGAGCGAGGUUUGGGACUGUGAGGCCGAUUGGGAGGGACGACUAUACGAGAGAAAUUACCGAUGCGAGUAAGGAGGACGACGAGGGCGAGGGGAGCGGUACGGGCGUCGUUGCGUUCCUGUACAAGGACAGACUCGGUGACCAGAUCCAGGAGCUUGCACGCCGAUACCCGCACACAAAGUUCGUCUCUAUCGUCGGUGACAAGUGUAUUCCCAACUACCCGGACCGGAACGUGCCUACGCUGUUGAUGUACCGGAAGGGGGAGAUGACGAACCAGGUUGUGGCUUGGGGAGUUGCGGGGGAUAGGUCGAUUGAGGAACUGGAAGCGGUUCUUAUCGCUUCUCAAGUGAUUAACCCCAAGCUGGAGAUAAAGAGGAGACGAGCGAAUGCGGAGGACGACGAGGACGAAGAGGUGCCUAAGCGGUCAAUACGCACAAGUCGUCCUAUAACAAAAGACGACGACUCGGACCUUGACCUGUAG